GGGGGCCGUCGCUCAACUCUCGCUACCACCGCUGCUGCUUCCGGCGUGAGGUGCAGGCAGGCAGGCGGGCGAUCGGGCUGUCGGGUAGAGGGGACGGGGAAGCAACCUCUGUGGAGUCAGUCGGGGGAGCAAGGCCGAGUGGAGGCGGCAGCGGCGGAGCUGGCCCCCGGAGCAGGAAUUGAGGCCCUUUCAUAACAGCAGGGCUCAAGUCAUCCAGGUUGCUACCUUCCUUCACUUAGCUCCCUCCACCUGUUGAGAAACAUCUCUGAACAUGGGUAACAUCUUUGGAAACCUGCUGAAAAGCCUGAUUGGGAAAAAGGAAAUGCGCAUCUUGAUGGUGGGGUUGGAUGCUGCUGGAAAGACUACCAUCCUAUACAAGCUGAAGUUGGGGGAGAUUGUUACCACCAUUCCUACUAUAGGUUUCAAUGUGGAGACUGUUGAAUACAAGAACAUCAGCUUCACAGUUUGGGACGUGGGUGGCCAGGACAAGAUUCGGCCCCUCUGGAGACAUUACUUCCAGAAUACCCAAGGUUUGAUAUUUGUGGUUGACAGCAAUGAUCGAGAAAGAGUGAAUGAGGCAAGAGAGGAACUGAUGAGGAUGCUAGCUGAAGAUGAGCUCCGGGAUGCUGUGCUACUUGUCUUUGCAAACAAACAGGAUCUGCCUAAUGCCAUGAAUGCAGCUGAGAUAACAGACAAACUGGGCCUACACUCUCUUCGUCACCGCAAUUGGUACAUUCAGGCCACCUGUGCCACCAGUGGGGAUGGGCUAUAUGAAGGCCUGGACUGGUUGGCCAACCAGCUCAAGAACAAGAAGUGAGCGCCAGCCAAUGCCCAUUCCCCACUUCCCUCCCAAUGUGCACCCACUCUCCACCCCAUUGUAAGUGUGGUGAGGACCCCAAGUACCAUGUCCACAUGUCUAGCAAGAGCCUUGCCCACUCCCCCGACAGCUGACAUGAUCAGUCUUGUUUCCCAGUUGCUAUCCUGAUGAUGAUUUGCUCCAGUUUAUUGGAUCUAAAACAAAAUAUAAUAAGAGUGUUAUGGUUUCA
Messenger RNA from Antechinus flavipes (yellow-footed antechinus), 1046 nucleotides. It is a transcript of the gene ARF3, whose product is annotated as ADP ribosylation factor 3. NCBI's taxonomy places the organism in Eukaryota, Metazoa, Chordata, Mammalia, Dasyuromorphia, Dasyuridae. The transcript has 5 exons. Gene Ontology annotation, molecular function: GTPase activity; GTP binding. Bases 272 to 817 code for a protein of 181 amino acids. Gene Ontology annotation, biological process: vesicle-mediated transport; intracellular protein transport. The record is from RefSeq and is a predicted model, not a curated record. Gene Ontology annotation, cellular component: cytoplasm; plasma membrane.